This is a messenger RNA of Vigna unguiculata (cowpea), 1128 nucleotides long. RefSeq lists its product as uncharacterized. Lineage: Eukaryota; Viridiplantae; Streptophyta; Magnoliopsida; Fabales; Fabaceae. The record is from RefSeq and is a predicted model, not a curated record. Gene Ontology annotation, molecular function: hydrolase activity, acting on carbon-nitrogen (but not peptide) bonds.
UACUGAUUCAAGAAGAAAAAGAAUAAAAUAAGUAUCGGUAUAGUUUUGUAGAGUAAAGUGACGAAGAGAGGAGAAAAGGGGUGGUGGAGAUGGAGAAAGAGAGAGAGAGGGAGGUGUUGACUGUGCUGCACGGUGGUAUGAUCAUAACCAUGGACGAGGAGCAGCGAGUGUUUAGGGAUGGGGGAAUCGUGGUCGAAGGAGAUAGAAUCAAAGCUAUUGGACAAUCUGCAGAAAUUCUUGCUGAAUUUUCUGAUGUGGCCCACCACAUCCUCGAUCUCACCGGCCAUAUCUUACUCCCUGGAUUUAUUAACACCCACGUCCAUAGUUCCCAACAACUGGCUAGAGGCAUAGCUGAUGAUGUGGACUUGAUGACCUGGUUGCAUCACCGCAUCUGGCCCUACGAAUCCAACAUGACCCAGAACGAUUCUUACCUCUCUACUUUGCUUUGCGGGAUUGAACUCAUUCACUCCGGCGUAACCUGUUUUGCGGAAGCUGGGGGUCAACAUGUGUCUCAAAUGGCUAGAGCAGUCAGCUUACUGGGUCUGCGGGCUUGUUUAACCCAGUCCACUAUGGACUCUGGCCACGGUUUGCCUCCAUCCUGGGCCACUCGAACCACGGAUCAUUGCAUUCAGGUCUCUCUCUAUUCAAACUCCCAAGUAAUAUUCAUUCAUUAUUCACACUUACCGUCUUUAAAACCAUCCACACUUACCAUCUCUAAAACCAGAUUGCAGUAAGAUAGUUUUGUGAAGCUGACAAACCAAAGAAGUAUCUUUAUCUUCAAAACCUGGAGGUUUAGUCGUGUAAACCUCUUCAUCAAGAAACUCAUCAACAAAGACAUUGUUAACAUGUAACUGAAACAAAGACCACUUGUAAGCAACAACAAAAAGUAGAAUAAUGCAAAAGGAGACGGUUUGUAUAACUAGAUAAAGUCUCAUUAAAGUUGAAACCAUACUGUAAAUUGAAACCCUUGGCAACUAAUCCCAUUUGGGUUUCCCAUAACACAGAACACCCGUUUACAACCACUAGUAUGAAAAUUAGGGGGAAGAGGAACUAAAGACCGGGUAUUCUUCCAUUGAAGAGCAAGAAGUUCAUCUUGCAUAGCACCAAACCACUUUGUAUCCUGUAAGG